UGAUUCUUUCUACCGUACUACUUUCUUUUUUACCAGACAGCAGCCAUAUUUAUUUCGUUGAGACAAGAAGAAAACUUGCUGUUAUAACCAAAUACAUUUUAACGCAUCAGACAACGAAAAAGAAGCCAACAUGCGGACGAAAGUCCAACCAAAGAACUCAAGCGAGUAUAAAUGCUGUUUCUGUUGUCAUGUACGAACUGGAACAGUUAUUCUUGGAAUCCUGGAGCUGAUUGCCCAGGUAUUUGCCUUGAUGUUACUAGUGCUGGCAUUCAUUCAUCCAGAGAUACUGCAACAGUUCCAAGGUACAGACCCCACUACAAAUCCUGUGGUGAGCAGUACAACACCUAGCCCUGCUGUUGACUUUUUUGAGGUGCAAUAUGAUUCUAAAGCAGUGGAGCCAGCCUUGGAUGCAUUUGAUUAUGAUAUGAUGGACAAUCUGUACUGGCACCAACGCAAGUGGACGACAGAUGAUUUGUACAUUGGUAUGGCUGUAGUUCUUGGGAUUAUCUUCCUCACUAUCUGUCUCUUAUAUGGAGCUUUAAAGGGUCGUCCUGGAUAUUUGCUGCCCUUCUUUGCUUUCCAAGUUUUUGACUUUGCCCUAAACUGUUUGACCUUCAUUGGCUACAUCACUUACAUGCCUGAUGUGCAAGUUUACCUUAGAGAUCAGAAUUUCCCUGAUUGUCUGAAGGAACACUUGAUGAACUGUGAUCCUCAGCUUUUGUCCAUUGUGGUCAUUUCUAUCUUUGUCCUGUCGGUCUCUCUUAAGGCCUACUUCUUGGGGGUGGUUUGGUCUUGCUACAAGUAUCUGCAAGCUGUGGAUUGUGCAAACUCUGUUGUUGCCCAUUACAGUGACUCAGAGGCAGAGAUGCUGUUGCCCCCAAAAUAUGAAGAAGCCAUCAGCCAAAGUGAGAAUCCUCCUCCUCCAUACCAACCUGCAGAAUCUGCUUAAAUGCAACAUAGCUUCACACAACUUUGCUGAUAUUAAAGCUUUAUUUGGAUGAAUAUUACACACUGUUACUAAAGCUGUCUCCAUGUUGACUUCUAUAUAUCAAUUUGAAAGAAGGUUGAUGGACUUAACAUAUAUCUGUUUAGAAUAGAAUUCAAUUGUGUCAACUGCAGAAUGAGUUGACUAUUUAUGAAGGCUUGGAAACCCACACACUGAUAUGAAUGUGCAGCUCGAUGUACACUAGAACGCUGAACAAAGUUGAAUCUGUAACUUAAAUUUCCAAGUAAAGACCAUUUUAGACAAUGGGUCAUUGUGAUAUCUGAUGUUAUAUUCUUUGUAGAGUAUGAAAUGUAAAUUCUUCAUUGUUGUCCACUGAUCAAAACAUUUUAUUUAAGUGGGUCAGCUUUUAUGAUUAUGUAUUUAUGUUCUUUUGAGGGGGGUUUUAAAGAAGACUGGGUGGAAAGGAUGGGGGUUAGGUGAAGUAUUACCCAGAAUGUAAACUCGUAUAUUCUCUAAUGCUGUGCAUUUUAAAUCUAUGGGAUCUUGGUGAAAUAAAAUAUUUAAACGUG
Lingula anatina is the source of this 1515-nucleotide messenger RNA. RefSeq names its product lysosomal-associated transmembrane protein 4A-like. The record is from RefSeq and is a predicted model, not a curated record. Lineage: Eukaryota; Metazoa; Brachiopoda; Lingulata; Lingulida; Lingulidae. Gene Ontology annotation, cellular component: lysosomal membrane.